AUGGCACUUGUUGGCAAAUAUGGCAAACCGGAUCUUUUCUUGACCAUGACCUGUAACCCAAAUUGGGCAGAGAUUAAAGCGCAGCUGAAACCACAUGAAGAAGUACAGAAUAGGCCUGACUUGGUUUCCAGAAUUUUCCGGAGCAAAUUCGAAUACCUGCGCAAAGAAGUUAUAAAGAACGAGCUUUUUGGGCCAGUAGCUGCGUACACAUUUGCAGUUGAAUUUCAGAAGAGAGGACUGCCCCAUGUCCACAUGUUGAUAAUAUUAAAGAAGGCCUACAAGUUCAACACAGUUGAAAAGAUUAAUGCUUUCAUUUCGGCAGAGAUCCCAGACAAACGUCAAUAUCCACAUUUAUAUGCAAUGGUCAUCAAGCAUAUGCUCCAUGGACCAUGCGGAGAAUUCAAUCCCCAGAACCCAUGUAUGCAAAAGGAAAAAUGCAAAAACCAUUACCCAAAGAGCUACUCAACAGAAACCAGUUUUUGCCCAGAUGGAUACCCUUUAUACAGAAGACGACCAGAUGGCCAGCAAGUCAAGAUACAUGGCCAUAUGAUGGAUAAUAGAUGGGUGGUCCCCUAUAAUCCUUACCUAUUAGCUAUGUUUGACUGCCAUAUUAAUGUUGAGGUAUGCUCGACUAUCAAGGCAGUGAAAUAUCUUUACAAGUACAUCUACAAGGGGCAUGAUAAGAUCAUCUAUCAGUUAGUUACUGCAGAUCAGACUGAACAAAUUGAUGAGAUACGACAAUUCCAAGAUGCAAGAUGGAUAUCGCCACCAGAGGCAAUGUGGCGAAUCUAUCGUUUUCCUCUAUACGAGAUGCGCCCUGCUGUUAUAAGCUUGCACUUGCAUCUUGAAGGUUGCAACAAGAUCAAUUUUAAAAAGGAUGCCAAUCUGCAGAGCAUAGCAGAUAAUGAAUUCAAAUCCAAGACAAUGCUCACACAAUUUUUUUGGAUGAAUGCUAAUCAUAAAAAAGCAAAGGAACAGAAGCUGCUCUAUGCUAAUUUUCCAGAAGAAUAUGUAUGGGACUACCAAUCAAAAACAUGGCACGAACGCAAACUACAAGAGGUGAUUGGAAGAAUUAUCACAGUAAAUCCAAAAGAAGCUGAGAAAUACUACUUCAGGCUCCUGUUAACUCAUGUUCCAGGUCCUACUUCAUUUGCUUAUGUGAGGACUAUCCAAGGAGUAACAUAUGAUUCAUACAGAGAGGCAGCAGUGGCUCAUGGCCUCCUACAAACAGAUGACAGCAAUGAAAAAUGCAUGCAAGAAGCAUGUACAUAUCGAAUGCCAAUGUCUCUGAGACAGUUGUUUUGCACAAUUCUUGUGUACUGCACACCGGUAAAUCCAGCAGAGUUAUUGUUCAAGUUUGAAGAUGACAUGAUGGAGGACUACAUUUCAGUCCAAAAGUUCACAAAGGAAACUGCACGCCAGCAGCUGCUUGCAGCAUUAAACUCCGAAUUGCAAUCAAUGGGCAAGACUUUGCACGAUUAUCAAUUGUCCUAUCUUCUCACUCCAUCGGCAAAUGACGAAUCAAUUUGUAGGGAACUCCAAGAUGAAAUGAAUCUUCAUAUUUCUGAAGAAGAUAUCCAAAGCUCAGCUCUGCUAAAUACUGAACAGACCAUAGCCUACAACCAAAUCCUCGAUGCAGUUUUCAGUAACAAAUCACAGUGUUUUUUCAUCGACGGACCCGGAGGAACAGGCAAAACAUUCCUUUACCGUGCCAUACUCGCGGCAGUCCGCUCACAGAGAAAAAUUGCCUUGGCAACAGCUAGCUCUGGAGUAGUGGCAUCGAUUUUGCCCAAUGGCCGAACUGCCCACUCCCGUUUCAAAAUCCCAAUACAUGGAGAAGGUAAACUCUGUUGCAAUGUCGGUAAACAAACUGGUUUGGCCACUCUAUUAAGAAAAGCGGUCCUCAUAAUUUGGGAUGAAGCUUCAAUGGCCAAAAAACAGGCAAUUGAAGCAUUGGACAAUCUAUUGCGAGAUAUUACAGACAGUGAUGUUCUCUUUGGAGGAAAAGUGGUGGUUCUUGGAGGUGACUUUAGGCAGGUGCUACCUGUUAUACCAAGAGAGCAGACCCUGCAUUCAGUAGCUACAUUCUUCGCGUCGGCAAUGGCUUAG
This is a messenger RNA of Rhododendron vialii, 2109 nucleotides long. RefSeq lists its product as uncharacterized. Lineage: Eukaryota; Viridiplantae; Streptophyta; Magnoliopsida; Ericales; Ericaceae. Bases 1 to 2109 code for a protein of 702 amino acids. The record is from RefSeq and is a predicted model, not a curated record. Gene Ontology annotation, biological process: telomere maintenance; DNA repair. Gene Ontology annotation, molecular function: DNA helicase activity. The transcript is spliced from 2 exons.